Messenger RNA from Sordaria macrospora k-hell, 780 nucleotides. RefSeq lists its product as uncharacterized. Gene Ontology annotation, molecular function: DNA polymerase processivity factor activity; DNA binding. The record is from RefSeq and is a predicted model, not a curated record. Lineage: Eukaryota; Fungi; Ascomycota; Sordariomycetes; Sordariales; Sordariaceae. Gene Ontology annotation, biological process: leading strand elongation; mismatch repair; regulation of DNA replication. Gene Ontology annotation, cellular component: PCNA complex.
AUGCUUGAAGCACGGUUGGAGCAGGCGUCGAUCCUGAAGAAGGUCGUCGACGCCAUCAAGGAUCUCGUGCAGGACUGCAACUUCGACUGCAACGACAGCGGUAUCGCGCUCCAAGCCAUGGACAACUCGCACGUCGCUUUGGUAUCCAUGAUGCUCAAGACGGAGACCUUCUCGCCCUUCCGGUGCGACCGCAACAUCGCGCUGGGCGUGAACCUUACCUCCCUGACCAAGGUGCUGCGCGCCGCCCAGAACGAGGACAUCCUGACGCUCAAGGCCGAGGACGCGCCCGACGUGCUCAACCUCGUCUUCGAGUCUUCCGAAAACGACCGCAUCUCCGAGUAUGACCUCAAGCUCAUGGACAUUGACCAGGAGCACCUGGGCAUCCCCGACACCGAGUACGCGGCCACCAUCAGCAUGCCGUCGGCCGAGUUCAAGCGCAUCACCACCGACCUCAUGGCCAUGAGCGAGAGCGUCAACAUCGAGGCGAGCAAGGACGGCGUCAAGUUCAGCUGCCAGGGCGAUAUCGGUAACGGCAGCAUCACGCUUCGUCAGCACACCAAUGUCGAUAAGCCCGCGGAGAAUAUCGAGAUCGAGCUUAGCGAGCCCGUGUCCCUCACGUUCUCGCUCAAGUACCUGGUCAACUUUUGCAAGGCGAGCGCACUGUCGAGCACGGUCAAGAUCUGUUUGUCGAACGAGGUGCCGCUUUUGGUUGAGUACAACAUUUCUGCUAGCUCGUAUUUGAGGUUCUAUCUUGCGCCCAAGAUUGGCGACGAGGAGUAA